AUGUCUAGAUUCGGCGCAUCCAACCUCCACCAGCGCGACUCGCGCAGCGCCCUGUUCGAGGGCUACAACAGCGGCGGCGGCGACGCGACACGGCGGCACCCGAGUCCGCUGGCCGGCGGCUACGGCUACAACGGCGGGAAUCAGUCGUCGUCGCAGCAUCUGGGCGUCGACAACAACGGUCGGGGAGGUAGCGCGGGAUACAGGCCAGCGACGCCGAAUUCGAGGGGACAGUACAGCGACGCGACGCUCAACGAGCUCGAGAGCCAGAACGACGAGCAUGUGGCGGGGAUCCUGGGCAAGGUCAAGGUGCUGAAGGAGAUGACGACAGCAAUCGGCGACGAGAUCCGCGACUCGUCGGCCCUGGCCGAGAAGAUGAACGAGUCGUUCGACAUCACGCGCGUGCGCCUGCGCGGCACCAUGAACCGCAUGAUGGUCAUGGCCGAGCGGACGGGCGUCGGCUGGAAGGUGUGGCUCGGCUUCUUCGCCGCCGUCGUCAUGGUCUUCACGUACGUGUGGCUGUUCUGA
This is a messenger RNA of Anthostomella pinea, 525 nucleotides long. Lineage: Eukaryota; Fungi; Ascomycota; Sordariomycetes; Xylariales; Xylariaceae. The record is from the annotation of a GenBank genome assembly.